Arachis ipaensis is the source of this 882-nucleotide messenger RNA. Lineage: Eukaryota; Viridiplantae; Streptophyta; Magnoliopsida; Fabales; Fabaceae. The record is from RefSeq and is a predicted model, not a curated record.
CAAUUACAUUUGACAGUCUCUUUAAUAUAUGCUCUAUUUGGUAAUUUGGGUAUCUCCUAAAAAGCUCUUUCUCUUCAUCAUUUAUCAUUCUUAUUUGUAUCACUCCCUAAAACUAAACCAUUCUUACACAAAUUGUUAUGUUUAUGUGUGAAAAGAGAAUUGAAGAAUACACAAAUAAAUAGAGCGUAGGCAAGUUUUGAUUAGAAUGGGGAAAAAGAGGGGAUCCGAAAUGAACAUUUUAUUUGGAUGGUUGAUGAAGUUAUCUAUCAAAGUUAAAAUCUUUUUGGGAACAUUGGUUGUGCUUUGUGCUUUGGUGGCUCUAGGUUUUACCAUCAAAGAUCAUGAAUAUUUCUUCAUAGUCGCUGAAGCUGUUCAUCUUGCUGGGACUAUUGUCCUCUUAUACAAGCUCUUCACCAAGAAAACUUGCUCUGGUUUAUCACUUAAAACCCAAGAGAUCACAGCUUUGUACCUAUCAGGAAGAUUAAUUUGUGGCAUGUUGUUGAGAAAUGUUGUUGGCAUCUACAUGUACAUUAUGCUAGACUUGGUAUUUCUCUUGUCAACAUUACUCACAAUAUGGAAGAUAAGGUUCAAAUUGAAGUCCUCCUAUAUUAAAGAGCUUGACACUGUACGAGUGCCUUUUAUGGUGGUGAGUUGUGCAAUCCUUGCUAUAAUAAUCCACCCGCGUUCAAGUGAUUUUUCUUUCACCAACACCCUUUGGGCAUUCUGUGUGUACUUGGAAGCCAUUUCAGUUUUUCCUCAACUUCGUUUCAUGCAAAAUGCAAAGAUGGUAGAAACAUUUACAGGAUAUUAUGUGUUUUCGCUUGGUAUUUCAAGAUUCUUGGCAUUGGCUCAAUGGAUAAUUCAGGUGAGAUAAAAUUGUGA